ACCAACCCCACAAAAAAUUGAAAAGCACCGAUCUCCUUCUCCACCCUGACCCCUCCACCGACCUACGUUUCGAACUCCAAACCUUCUCCCCCGAUCCCAUGUCUUUCGGUCUCAAUCUCCGUCAGCCCACCGCCACUUCUCUGACCAAAGAAGCUAGAGUUGAGGAUGUGAUGUUGGAGAAAUUGAGAUAUGAUUUGAAGAGGUUGCCAGAGGAUCGAGGGUUUGAGGAGUUUGAAGAAAUGCCAGUUGAGGAUUUUGCCAAAGCUUUGCUUAAGGGUUAUGGUUGGCAUGAAGGGAGAGGAGUCGGAAAGAAUGCUAAAGAAGAUGUUAAAAUCAAGCAGUACACUAAAAGAACUUAUAAAGAAGGUUUGGGCUUUUUUUCUGCUUCACUUGAUUCAAAAAAUAGUAAUAAAAAUAGUAGCAAUGGUAAUGGUAGUGUUAAAGAGAAAGAAUCAGAGAAGAAUAAAGAUGGGUUUUCUGUGGGUAAAGAAGUUAGAGUGAUUUUUGGUAAAAAGGAAAAUUUGGGUUUGAAAGGUACGAUUGUAGAGAGGCUGGGUUCGGAUUCGAUUAUUUUGAGGGUAGAAAAGAGUGGGGAGGGUGUGAAAGUUCGGGUUUCUGAUGUUGCAGAAUUGGGGUCGGGAGAAGAGGAGAGGUGUUUGAAGGAAUUGAAGGAUUUAAAGAUAAAAGAAGAGAAGAAAUCGAGUGAUGGGGAUAGGGAACACCGACCUGUUAAUAAGAGGAGCGUGGAGAGUAGAGAAAGUUUGAUAAUUGGGAAUGGUGGCAUUGUUAAAGAGAGAGGAGUUCAGUGGCUUAGGAGUCAUAUUCGGGUUAGGAUAAUUAGUAAGGACUUGAAAGGGGGUAAAUUGUAUUUGAAGAAAGGAGAGGUGGUGGAUGUGGUUGGGCCUUACAAGUGUGAUGUAAGUAUGGAUGAAAGUAGGGAGUUGGUGCAAGGUGUAGAUCAGGACCUUCUUGAGAAUGCAUUGCCUCGUCGGGGCGGUCCAGUUCUUGUUCUUUAUGGGAAGCAUAGGGGAGCUUAUGGGAAUUUGGUUCAAAGGGACAUGGACAGAGAGGUUGGGGUUGUGCAGGAUUAUGGUAGCCAUGAGUUGCUUAAUGUCAAACUCGAGCAAAUUGCAGAAUAUGUUGGAGAUCCCAGCUACAUUGGCUAUUGAUUCUCUUGGGCGAGUGCUGAUGCAUAACACAGAAGGAGCAUGUUCAGAUUUUUCCGAUAUUUGAUCGUGGAGUCCCAAAGUUUGCCCAUUCCUGUAGACAACUAUUGCCUUCAGUUGUCCUGUAAUUGCUCUUUUGGUUUGAUGUAGUUACAUGACAUUCUGCAACAGGAUUAAGAUCAGUCAGAUGGAGAGACCUUCCUCGGUUUAAAGAUCUGAAGCAACAUGUCAUUAGCCAUUUUCAAUGGAAAAACGAAAUUAGAAAAGCUAGAUUGCCAGUUUAAUUGCUAUAAUUGCCUAAUUGGUUAUCUGAAUGCAGAUUGCAUUUGAAAUGGUAAUGACGACUGCAAUGUAAACUGAUAUUGACUCCAUGGCUUGUGUGUAGAAUAAAUACAAUUGUAACACUAGUUGGUAUAACGAUGCAGUAAAAGAGAUCACAGUG
Messenger RNA from Populus euphratica (Euphrates poplar), 1608 nucleotides. Its product is annotated as protein MOS2-like. The record is from RefSeq and is a predicted model, not a curated record. Gene Ontology annotation, molecular function: nucleic acid binding. Gene Ontology annotation, cellular component: spliceosomal complex. The coding region runs from base 99 to 1169 and encodes 356 amino acids. Gene Ontology annotation, biological process: mRNA splicing, via spliceosome. The transcript is spliced from 2 exons. Lineage: Eukaryota; Viridiplantae; Streptophyta; Magnoliopsida; Malpighiales; Salicaceae.